Branchiostoma belcheri (Belcher's lancelet) is the source of this 5759-nucleotide messenger RNA. RefSeq names its product whirlin-like. Lineage: Eukaryota; Metazoa; Chordata; Leptocardii; Amphioxiformes; Branchiostomatidae. The record is from RefSeq and is a predicted model, not a curated record. Gene Ontology annotation, cellular component: stereocilium tip; plasma membrane; cilium. Gene Ontology annotation, molecular function: protein binding.
GUACAGCGAUUAUUCCGAUUGAAAGCAGUAAGAGCGAGGCUAACGUAACGCCCACCACGUUGCCUGGUAGCGAGUCUAGCUACUUGUGAUGCUGUCAUCUGAUCCGCCCUGCGCAGACGGGUUGCGCAGUGGGUAGUUGCAGGCUACAGGUGCAGCAGGUGCGAGGAAUGGUGACGAUAUUUCACCGGUUUUCCGUCAUGUUUCCGUCUUUUUCUCCGCGGUUUUCGCCGUAACGCCUUACCGAGACGCUGCCGAGGUGCCAUGCGGGGACCCGGGCCCGCCCAGCGCCGCCCAGCCGGCCUGCUAGCCCCCGGUAACUGAGCGGGACCAGCCCGCUAACCCCGGACCGUUACACGGCACCUCACAGGUGCGAGCGGCGACAGGUGCGACGUUUUGCCGUCAGGAGCACCUCAGCACGACGUCAGCAGCGUCAGGUGGGCCGCCGAACGUCGCCGCAGUACGUCAGAAUCCAAGAUGGCGGCGAAGCGUGGUGAUCCCAUGAUGCACGUGGAGACGCGUAGCCUGGGUCGGAGGUCGUUGUCGAGUAACGUACGCCGUCUGCACGACCAUCUGAACGUUUCUCUGGACGAGGCCGAGCGGCAGGAGUUCGUGCAGGCGCUGAACGAUUAUCACUACAAACGGAACGUGUACGACCUCGUGUAUAACCUCCGCAUUCUCCUGGACACGCCCGAAAAACGGCAGCUUUUCUCACUGCUACGGAAGGUGAUCCCGAAGUCAGACCAGGCCCUGUUUGACAUGCACACGUCCGAAGCGUUUCUGUCGAAGGCGCCGGGGAUCCACCGCGCGGCAAGCAUGCCCGUCGCGUCCGGCCGCCCGCUAAGCCGGGGGAGCGUCGAACUCCUAAACCGUCCAGUCAGCACGAUAUCCGAACCGGAGAUGGCCACCACGCGAAAACCGCCCGCCACCGCAACCGAGCCGGAACUCAAGACUAAACCUACAAGAAAACGAACGAGCCGCAGAACUUUGCGACGGACUCCUCAAGACGUGCGUAAGAUCGUGAUUAAGAAACCGGCGAGUUCUAAGGAGGGGAUGGGGUUCUCGAUCCGCGGCGGCUGGGAGCACGGCGUCGGGAUCUACGUCUCGUGCGUCGACCCGGAAAGUCUGUCGGAGAAGGAGGGCCUUCUCGUGGGCGAUCAGAUCUUAAGGGUCAACGACCUGAACUUUGAGAAAAUGACUCACGAAGAAGCUGCCAAGGUGAACCUGGUAGUGGGGGAGGGCAGCUCACUCGGCCUGAUGAUCCGCGGAGGGAAAGAGUUUGACCUUGGGAUCUACAUCACAGGGGUCGACCCCUACUCCGUGGCAGAAGAGGCAGGACUGAAGGUGGGAGACCAGAUCCUGGAUGUGAACAGCGUGAACUUUCUCAGCAUCUCCCACGACGACGCGGUCCGCAUCCUGAAGACGUCCAAACACAUGAUGAUGACCAUCAAGGACGUCGGGCGGCUUCCGUACGCCCGCACGACCUACGACCGCACCCAGUGGCUCAUGGGAGACCAGCUGUCACAGCAUCAGGUCGCUGUCUUCAAGGACAAGAAAAAGUCAGAGGCCGAGGAACCGGCAAAUUCUGAGUACGAUGCUGACAGCAGCUCCGCAGCCAACAGCACCCUGCCCAGACGGAGGAAGGACACAGAGAGCAAAAAUCGUAUUUGGGAGCAGCUUAGGACAUCAGUAAUCGGCCUGUUCUCUAAACCCAAGCGAGCGUCCGUUGCCGGGGGCGAUGGCCCCGUUGCCAGGGGCGAUGACCCGUCUGUGCGUAAUAAGGACACAGAUGUCGAACAGAGUUCUGUGUUCUCCAGGGGCAUGGCGCCGGGGUCGCAGGUCAUGCUGGCGAGCUCGUCCACGAGCGUGAGCCACGCGCGGCGGAUGAUCGAGGAACAGGCGCGCUCGCUGCUCUCCGACAACGAGAGGGGCACCAUGGGAUACUACCUGAACGAGUACGAGCGGGGAAACAUCGACGUGGACGCCCUGGUGAUGGCACUGUUCGAGCUGCUCAACACACACUCCAAGUUCUCGCUGCUGUCGGAGGUUCGAGCCGUGGUCGCCCCGCGGGACAUCGACAGAUUCGAUACGCUGGUCCUGAAGCAGGAGGUCGAGUCCAUGAAGGGCGCGCGACCCUCAGACUCCGGCUUCUCUCCCGACCGACAGUCCGAAAACUCGCUCAGCAGUACCAUCUCCAGUACCAACAGUGUCAGGACCUCCAGUUCUGCUAGGGAUUCCCAGAACGAGGCAGGGUCGCGACCUAUCACCCCCCCUCAGGUCCCUAAUGAACUCCCACCUAAUGUCAAGCUAAAGCACGACGGUGAGGGUUCUGUGGAAGUUUUGAUCGACCACAUCAACGACGACACACAGGGUCUGCCUGACUUCAACCUGGAUGACUACUUGGAUGAGUCCGUUGGCCCGGAGAUCUCCAUGGAGAUCCCGACGCCCGAGGAGUUUGAGCCGCCGCCGCCCCCCUCCCACGCCCCCCUCCCCGGCCGGACGGCAGGCAGAAGGUCCAGGCAGAGGUGCACUUUAACGGGGCAGCAGCCGGAAAGCUCCCACGCUCCCCCUCCCCGGCCGGACGGCAGGCAGAAGGUUCAGGCAGAGGUGCACUUUAACGGGGCGGCCGCCGGAAAGAGUGCUCUGAAGCCCGGUAAGGACCUGGCACAGCAGUCUAGUGUCAGUGAGGACAGUGGAGUUGACUUGACGCUCAACAGUAACUCUGGCAGCAAGGAAAGUAACUUAGUGUGGCCUCAUCCUGCUAAUAACCCUCUUCCCCUGCGUGCCUACCUUUGUCCCCAUCAGCGAAGUUUAAGGUCUCUCACAGACGUUCCCGGGUCUCUCACAGACGUUCCCACUAACCCUGUCUGCCCUUGUGUCCCCAGUGUCACCAUAUCACCUAACCCUGUCACCAUCAGCGAGGUUAGGUCUCUCACAGACGUUCCUAGGUCUCUCACAGACGUUCCCGGGUCUCUCACAGACGUUCCCACUAACCCCGUCUGCCCUUGUGCCCCCAGUGUCACCAUAUCGCCUAACCCUGUCACCAUCAGCGAAGUUCACGAAAACGCGUACGAGAGCGGGGAAGACUCUAAUCUCCACAAUGCCUCGUUCCUGACCGCUAACGAAUCUCCCGACUCCUCCUUCCACUCUGCUGCCAUGGAAACCCCACCCAGACUGACCAAUGGCAGGGAGGCGCCAGACGCUGUGCCCAAAUUUGGCAGAUCGCCGUCGCAGAUGACCAACGGGCUUCAGGAGGAAGACGUGAAUCAGAAAAGACCCGAGGACGACAGACACAGCGACCUUCCAGACAGAGGUCAAGGGUCACCCACCCAGUGGAAUGAGAGGGACAGAGGUCAGAGGUCGUCACCCCCAGUGAAGCCCCAGGAGCCGCCACCCCCGCCGCCCCGAAUGGACAUGGUCAACGGGACAGGAACUGCGAGGGGAGACAGUCCCGCGGAAACGAUGGUUUCCAGCCCCAGCGUGAACCACCCCUACCUAGUCACAGUGCCAAAAGUCGCCCCCACGCUGGGCAUAGCGAUCGAGGGCGGGGCCAACACCCGGCAACCGCUGCCCAGGAUCAUCACUAUACAGCCUGGCGGCUCAGCUGACCAAUCAGGGGCCCUGCAGGUAGGUCAUGUGAUCCUGGAGGUUGACGGCAAGUCUCUACAAGGCCUGGAGCACAAAGACGCCGCGCGGGCGAUAGCGCAGGCCUUCCGAACCCCCGCCAAAGACUAUGUGCAGUUCCUUGUCAUGCUGCAGGACAAGUCAUAGUAGUGGUCAGACCUGGUGAACCUGCCUGCAGUACCAAUUGUAACAUCCAGGGGCGGUGCUUCACAGUGCUGCAGGACAAGUCAUAGUAGUGGUCAGACCUGGUGAACCUGCCUGCAGUACCAACUGUAGCUGCCAGGAGCGCUGUUCUCUACAGCUGCAGGACAAGUUACAGUAAUGAUCAACUAGGAGACCUGGUGCUGCAGCACUUCCAGUGGUUGGUGUUGGUAUUGCAGGCAGGUUCAUUAGGUCUCCAGCUGCAGUUGGUACUGCAUAGUAAGCAGCGCCCCUGGCAGCUGCAGUUGGUACUGCAUAUUAAGCAGCGCCCCUGGCAGCUGCAGUUGGUACUGCAGGAAAGUGAGCAGCCCCCUGGCAGCUGCAGUUGGUACUGCAGCAAUGUGAGCAGCCCCCUGGCAGCUGCAGUUGGUACUGCAACAAAGUGAGCAGCGCCCCUGGCAGCUACCAUUAGUACUGCAGCAAUGUGACCAGCUCCCCUGGCAGCUGCAGUUGGUACUGCAGGCAGGGGCACCACCUGUGACUAACUCAUUGCGUACUGCUCAGCAUGUCCAGAGUUUGGGCUGGAAACAUUUCUGUUGUAAGAAUCUGCCAGUCCAAAACCACCGUAUACUGGAGCUACACCGGGCUUCCGACUCAACCUCAGUCAGUUAUGCCCCUGCUGGCAAAUGUGUUUGAAUAUUAUUUUCUACUGAAGCAAUGUCUGGACUCUAGUGAUAAGUCAGUGUCUAGCUUAAUUAUUGGUACAGAAACACUGCCAAAAUGGUCCCUUUUCAGUUACUAACUGAAGAUUGAGGUGGUGUAAAAAACAGUAUCAGUGGAGCAGCUAGUUGAAAACUAGACGAUGACAAAUCUUGUCAAGUUCAGGCAGUCAGUUACAUUUCGUAAGUAACCUUGUCCAGGGGCUGACCUUGACCUCUGACCUGCACAGCUGACCUUGGACAUGCUGGGUAGUGCCCUUUAACCUUUCUCUACAUGUGACUCCGAUGUAUGCCAUGUUUCUAAAUACUAAAUAUUAGGAUAUAGGCUAGGCAAGAUGUGGAUAUAUAUAAAUAUAAAUAUAUAUAUAUAUCAGUGUACAUAUUAGAUAUAAGUUCAUGCAAUAGCAAAGACGCUUGCCCCCCUCCCGCUGCACUUAGAGCUUCUAAACCACACCAAGUUGUUUCUCUGGUUCUCAGAUAUUUCCAAGCGAAAUUUGAGAAAGGAAAACUUAAAAACAUACCAUGUUCUCCUACAGAAACUGUGCACUAUGUACUUAAGUGAGCAAAGACUCUCACUUCAGACUCUGUUGCAGUGAUCUGAUAUUUUCUGCAUAGUUACAAGAACCAGAGAAGUGAUUUAGUGUGGCCCACCACGCAAUACGUAAGGCUGCAAUAUCUGUGGCAAGCUGCAUGCUGCACCUGGUGAGAUAUAAUAUGUACAAUCAUGGUCUAUACAACACACGGUGAAAUAAUAUAUAAAAUAUAAAAUCAACACACAACACACGGCGAGAGAAAUAUGUACAUGGUGAACACAGAAAUACCCCACUUAAAUCUCUCCUGCACAGAGUUUUAGCCAUUAUCAGUCAGUUUCUAGAAACUGGUGGAAAUGUUUUUGUUUUUUUCAUUCUAUAGGAUGAUUGCUGAAGUUUGUAUCCCUAUGCCAGUCAGGACAUGGCCAUACUUGUAUCAUAGUGAUAGAAAGGAAUUAAGAGGUCUUUUUUUUUAUAGAAUCUUUCUUAAGUUGCAAGAAACCGAAAGUAAAACUUAAGAACUUUCACUUGUUCCGUCCAAGUCCAAGUCUGCAGCUAAACCAGGAGAGCUGACUUAAUUUUUUGAUGGAGUCGAAGUUUGCAUUUUUAUAUUUUGACAAAAUUGAUUUGAAUGUAUUUUAUAACGUGUGUUGAGUAUGUUUUAAAGAAUAGGUAGGCAAUUAUUAAAUGUGUGUUUUCUACUAGACUUUAUAAAACCAUGUGGAAAAUUUCUUCCUUUUAGUUAGUU